AUGGAAGAAGGUAAGGUAGAGAUAGUUUCAGCAGAUGAGUUAAGUGAACUAGAUUCAUCGUGCAACCAACAAGAAAGUCCACGUUUCCCUCCAUGGACGAGUUCACAGAUCAAUGCAAUGAUUUUGCCUCAAUCUCGCAACAUUUGUGAUAAUACACAGAUGGCGACUUUAAAUGACGAAAUGCGGAGUGGACGUGCGACUAGACCGUCAGCGCCAUUGUUAACAUCAAUGUCAGAACCGAAUAUGAGACAAAUUCAGCAAUGUGACACAAAUCGGACAAAGGAAACUUACAAACUGGACCGACUAUUAGAGUUACUUGCAGACAUGAAUCGAGACGUUAGUCAGAAAAUUGACAUAUUAAACCAUACUAUGACCGAAAAUUUUGAACAGACAACAAAACAGAUGACAGAAUUAAGUAACACCACUCAACAGCUCAGCCAGCGAUUUGAGACAUUGUCCGAUCGAGUCACUAAACAGGAAGAAACUUUGGUUACAUUCACACAUGAAACAAAAAACAAUAUCACCCGAUAUGAGAAUCAGUUAACUCAAAUAGUUAAUGUGCAGCAGGAAGUGAACACUCGUGUGGAAGAGUUGGCUCAGGCCCACACUUCAGCUAGCUCCACCCAAGAAAAGCUGACUGAAGAAGUGGGAAAUAUUACCCAACAGCUCACAAAGGUAGUUCUUGAACAAACCCACCUCAAAGAAAAUAUAGAAAAAUUAGAAAAACGAGCGGAUCUCGCGUCACUAAACAACGACACCAACAUGGCCGAAAGAAUUGUACACGAAUGUAAAUUGUGUGAUGACUAUCUGGACAAAAAACUUGAAACAAUUACACAGGAUAUACUUUCAAAAGCAAAGACACAUGUUAAAGACGAGACAAAACACAUAGAAGACAAAGUGACAAAAUUACGAGACAAUGUUGCGCCGUGUUUGGUGAUUGGUGUAAACGCAUCGUCAGGGAACGACAAAACAGCUAAAACCAUGGCUAAUGACACAGACAGAACACCUAUUGUAGAAUCACAUAUUUCCAAUCAAAAUUACAAUGUGCCGCUUUCUUUUCCACCAAACAAGCAAUAUUACGAUACGACACCUAGAGUAGCAAGUGACACAAACUACGUCAAUACAGUUAUGCCAACCGGCAUGGUCGAUGACACACAGUACAACAACAACAACAAUAGGAGACGAGAGAAUAACCGGUACAACCCGGGCUACUUUGACAGGAACAUGACAUAUAACAGACAUAAUUACCACCAAAACAACAACAAUCCCAACAAUCACCGACAGAAUAUGUGGAACACACAAAAUUCACUCAUGACAAAUCAUAACCCUCCACGGAAUCCACUGCCGUUCCCCAGUACAGUUAUGUACUCCCCGACACGAAGUAGCAAUAACAAUUGCGGCGCGCCAUCAGCUGACAUGUGGGCGCCAACCGGCCGGAAUGUAAACAUAGUGGAGCUGGUCAAUGAACCCGGCCAAACACAGCAGACGACGGAAAACAGUCGACGACCGAGCUAA
This is a messenger RNA of Schistocerca serialis cubense, 1515 nucleotides long. Its product is annotated as probable ATP-dependent RNA helicase ddx20. Bases 1 to 1515 code for a protein of 504 amino acids. The transcript has 2 exons. Lineage: Eukaryota; Metazoa; Arthropoda; Insecta; Orthoptera; Acrididae. The record is from RefSeq and is a predicted model, not a curated record.